AGAAAUGAUGGAAGAUAACAACCCCCAACACUAUCCACUGUCAACCAAAAUAAACAAAAUCAACAAAAACUAAGAUUUGAAAUCAGAUCAGUCAUCAUCAAAUGGCUCUCUCUUCUUGUUGUGUUACUCUGUCAAACGACAAUAUCAAUAAUACCUUUUUCAAAUCAUCAACCCAUCAUAUCUUCAAUUCUCACACUUCAGCAACUAUCAUCACAUCAAACCCACUUCUCUCAUUUCCAAGAAAACCCCAAUCAACCACCACCCGGAUCGAAUACAUCCCCAACAACAAACCCUUUGAAGUUUCUGGUCAUCAGAGGUGGAGAACUAGGGUUUCGUUCUUUCCUUCCUUUUUGACGAAAGGCAAAGAUAGUGAGAGCCUCAAGGAGGAGCUCUUCGAGGCCAUAGCUCCCCUCGACCGCGGCGCCGAGGCCACUACUGAAGAUCAAGAACGGGUCGAUCAGAUUGCACGUAAACUUGAAGCAAUGAAUAAAACAAAGGAGCCACUGAAGUCUAAUUUGCUGAAUGGAAAGUGGGAACUUCUAUAUACAACAUCUACAUCAAUUCUUCAAACCCAGAGGCCCAAAUUCUUUAGGGCAAACGGAAAAAUCUACCAAGCAAUUAAUUUGGAUACUUUAAGGGCUCAGAACAUGGAAACUUGGCCAUUUUUCAAUCAGGCCACUGCUAAUUUAGUACCUCUAAAUGCGAGAAGGGUGGCUGUUAAAUUCGAUGCUUUCAAAAUUGCUGGUGUGAUACCUAUAAAGGCACGUGGCAGUGGUCGUGGUCAACUAGAAAUCACGUACUUGGAUGAGGAGUUACGGAUAUCAAGAGGCAACGAGGGAAACCUGUUCAUCUUAAGAAUGGUAGAUCCAUCCUACAGAGUUCCUCUUUAAUGUAGCGGUUGCGAGAACUUGCAGUUGAAUUGUGAAGGCUUGAAAAGCUUCCAUAAUUUAAAUUGAUGAAUAAUCUUUCUUCCAGAAAUCUGUCUGUCUCUCUCCCUCGGUGAUUGUAAGCAUGCUAAACCAGACUAUCUGUAUCCAAAUUUAUCAAGAAAUAGAUACGACUCCUUUAGAACUGUCUUCCAUUCCUCCUACCAACUGGAACAUAAGCUUAGAAAUUUAUGUCAUCCCCAAGUUAUAUAACUUGAGGAAGGAGGGAAAUAGAUGGUACAAGUCUUGCUGCCCAGGGCUUAAGAAGAUGAAAGAGAAAAUAUGCAUUUUGAAGCUGCUUUGAAUUAUAUAUAUAUACACACGUCUAUCUACAAAGUCAACUUCAAAGGAUGAGAAUACUGCAAAGGAUGAAAGUUAGAGAGAGAGCUUGUGCCUUGGGAUUUAUUUUUGGUUUCAUCCCACAUCGACAAAGAGAGGGAAAGAGGAGUGAAUAGUUGUCUUAUAAAACAAGCGGCUCAAGAGAAUUCAAAGCAUACCUUUCUCGGCCUUUUGGCUAAGAUCAAGUGUAGUAUCUGUUCUUAUCAGUUUAAUAUCUGGUACGUGGGCCAAUGGCUCACCCAAUAUUAAAUUUAUUUUUUCAGGGGAAGGGUCCACCACAGUAGCUUGCUAUUGGGGCCUUUAAGUGUCGCCCAUGUGUUGCACCAUAGCAUGGGCCUGGCGCACCCCUCCAA
This is a messenger RNA of Cornus florida, 1618 nucleotides long. RefSeq names its product probable plastid-lipid-associated protein 4, chloroplastic. The transcript is spliced from 7 exons. Lineage: Eukaryota; Viridiplantae; Streptophyta; Magnoliopsida; Cornales; Cornaceae. The coding region runs from base 102 to 890 and encodes 262 amino acids. The record is from RefSeq and is a predicted model, not a curated record.